This is a messenger RNA of Stylophora pistillata, 2698 nucleotides long. RefSeq lists its product as uncharacterized. The record is from RefSeq and is a predicted model, not a curated record. Gene Ontology annotation, cellular component: cytosol. Lineage: Eukaryota; Metazoa; Cnidaria; Anthozoa; Scleractinia; Pocilloporidae.
AAUGAUAAGUGACCACUUAGACUAGUAAUGAGUUGGCAAUAUGAAAUUUGACUAGCUUCAUUGAAUAAAUCUAAGAAGAAAUUUACCAUCAGGUAAUCUAUUGGUUUUUGCAUUCCUUUUCCUUAAUCGAAAACGAAAUUAACAGAGAAGUAUUUUCAUGAUCAAGUAUGGGGUUGUAUGGAAAUCCUCUUUGCACUGAACAAGAUUAAUACUCAUUCGCAAGCGAAGAUUGCAUGACAACUCUGUGACCUGCGUAACAUCGGCGAUGGUCACGCACUCGUGAAGUGGUGUAUGGCGUCACGUGAUAAUGGUAGGUACCGCUCUUGAACAAAACAAUGAGUUCUGAAACAAUGGAACAGAAACGAUUUGCAGUUUUGCUCUGUGAGGAUGCAGAGAAAUGGGGAGGAAGAGACGUGAUGCUCAAACGUCAUGUUGAACUUUACCAUCGUGAAGAUGAUGAGGAAUGGAGGGGAUUCAAUGCUUGCGGUGGAGAAGUUCCCUCAACGGAAGAUCUCGAUAAAUAUCAUGGGUUCAUCAUCACCGGAAGCCACUAUUCAGUCAAUGACAAUAAAGAAUGGAUUCGAAAAACCGAGCAAUUUAUAGCUACCUUGGCGAAAAAAUCACCCUCCAAACGUUUAGUUGGUCUUUGCUUCGGCCAUCAGCUCGUUUCGAAAGCUCUUGGUGGAGUUGUGGGCAAGAAUCCUUCGGGAAAAUUCGUUUUACAAACCGAGAGCGUGAAGGCUACCCACAACAGCAGCGAUACAAAUCCAGUUGUAUCUAAACUGUUCGAGAAUGGUCCUUUAGGUUUGCUGGAGUCACACAGUGAAUGCGUGACAGAACUUCCCCCAGAUGCCAAGACCAUCGCUAGUUCCAACAGUUGUGAACACGAAAUGGUAUUAUUUGCCGAUAACAUUCUUGGAGUCCAGUUUCACCCUGAAUGUACAGCAGAAGAGUUUGAGGAAAAAAUUCUUCCAUAUUUGAAAAGUGGGAAAGUGUUCACAGAGGAAGACGUUCUGAAAACCAAAGAAUCGUUUAAAGUUCCACUAGAUUCCACCAAAGUGAAUGACGUGCUGAAAGACUUCUUACAUCAGUAGAAAAUGGAAUGGUUUUCAUGCAUUCUCUCUCACGUGAAGCUGUCAAACUGGGACUGCUUUGGCUAUUUUACUACCCUGCAUAGUGGUGGGGAGUUUUAAAAUGUUACAGCUCUGUUGUGAAUUUAGUCGGAUUCAAAUGGGACAUUCCAAACCCCUCCCAUAGAAGGCCAACUUCCAUCGCCCCUUGACUUCUUCUUUGGGAAGGAAGGAAUUCAUGGAAGGAAUGAUCUUGUCUGCAUGGGCUUUGCUUUCUAUUCUUAAAAGGUGGUUCUCUAAUAUUAUUUAUUUGUCAUUUGGAAUAAAAUUCCUUUCACAACUGGUAACCUGUAUCAAUCAUUUAGUAAGAAAACAGGACGCAUGAGAUCUUCUGAAAGAGAAGAGGAAGGUAUGAGACGAUGUGAUUUACACAAGAGUGCAUCUUCAACAGUCACUGGAUACUUAAUAUGUCAUUACUGUUAGUUUCGGAACGCGUAGCUCGUAUACAUUGCCACUUAUGUUCGUUUGUUAGUGAUUAUUGCUUAAUUUCAAUCUUAUUUCAGUCAGAUAUUUUAUUUCAUACUUCAUCGCUAUUAGUUGCUGUUGAUACUACUAAAUUUUGUCUGCUAAACUAUCACUAGGAGCUAGACCAAAGUCUUUCUUUAUUUUACAUUGAAGAUAUUUUCUCUUUUUGGUACGUACAUUGGUUUAUUUCUGGCUUUCAGUUCACUUCAUUGUUAGUGUUACAUUUCUCAGAGAUAUUUACUAGUUUAGUUCCUGCUGUAUUUUCUUUUAGUUCGAACCACACAAAUUCAGCCGAACAAAUUCAGCUACAACCGUCAAUGAUAACUUCGCAAUCUUCAAUCUCUACUUCGCCCUUUUCAUCCGUGAUUACACACCGAUCUCUUUAUUUUUCUUUGUUAUAUAUGUUGAUUACCUAACCACAUUUUAGACUGUGCGUUCGAAUAGUCUUCUCCACUCUGAGUAACUUUUGGAGGUUACAGUUACAGAAGGCUACAAUUUAAAAUCAUAUUUAAUCUUAAUUUUCACUAGGACGCAAUACAAGUGUUUGAUAAAUUCAGGUUGCUCUGAAUGGAAUAUGAAAAUUUAAAACUUGGUAGAAUGAUCGAUCUGGAAAUUGAAAUAAAUUAUUUAAAUUGAGUUUAUAAUACUGCUCUUUCAAUGCAAGGGCUGAUCCAGGAAUUUCUGAAAGGGGGGGGUUGCACACUAUUGAAGUAACCUUCAACACCCUUGGUGUGGAAAGCAAGUGAUGGCCUAGUGCCUCUGAUGUGAGCUCUUAAGGGGAUCCAGUGGAAGUGAAACAACUUUGUGAAAAAAACGAUUUCAUUUAUUAAUUUAAGAAUCAAACAAAGUAACAAGAAACAAUUCCUGCUCAAAGGGGGAGUUGCAACCCCUUCAACCCCUCCUCUGGAUCUGCGUAUGUAAUGACAGGCAUUUCUGAGAUGAUGUAGCAUUGUUGUGGUAACCCAGUAUAUCACAAAUGAUCAGUAAAUACUGGGACACGAGUGGACAAUUUUAGACACCAUUUCAAGGUAGCAUGUGGAAAAGCUAGGUAGCAUUCAUUUAUCAAAGAAAUGGCAUUAAAAAGUACAAACCUUUUAAGCUUA